Messenger RNA from Mya arenaria, 1349 nucleotides. Its product is annotated as protein phosphatase 1 regulatory subunit 27-like. Gene Ontology annotation, molecular function: protein binding; enzyme inhibitor activity; phosphatase regulator activity. The coding region runs from base 763 to 1281 and encodes 172 amino acids. Gene Ontology annotation, cellular component: cytoplasm. The record is from RefSeq and is a predicted model, not a curated record. Lineage: Eukaryota; Metazoa; Mollusca; Bivalvia; Myida; Myidae. The transcript is spliced from 4 exons.
GCGGAGCAUUCUGGGCCUUACAGUAGAUCAUAUAACAAUAGCGAUCACUGGCUCUAUGAAAAAUACAAUACAUCUUAACGAGUUUUGCUUGUAUGUUUCGAAGUCCUUAUAGUUAUAGUGAAAAAUAAGGCAUAUCUGGAAUAUAAGUGAAAAUAAUGUUUUGAAUUUGAUUCAGGAGUUGCGACUUAGUAAACCUGGAAUUUGAACGUCCUUGUUUAUUUGGAAUGGUAUUAAAUGCUAGCUACUAGCUAGUUAAGUUGAUUAUUUGUAACAAAUAUAAAGAUAAACAGUGCAUUUAAUAAAUGAUAUCGAGUGUCAGAUUGGAUGUGAUUAUUAUAAACAAUAGUUUUGGCUCACGUGCGUAAUAAAACUCUCUGUUUAUGUAAACUGUUGACGCACUUUUCAUUCUUGUUAUUCUUCCUGGGAAAAACCUGUAGCUAACUAUUAAUAAAAUUGUGUUUCUAGGAAGCCGAAAAGGCCGAUCUGAGGGUAAUUGUGUUGUAAAUGAGUGAUAUCGAGAUGGGUUUCUCGAUGUUAUAUUGAACUGUUUGUUAUAUAUAUCCGAGUUCACUUUGUGGAUUUUAUGUUUAUGUUCCUUGUAAAUCAUAGAAAUUCUUUGGGCAACGGACUUAAGGUGCUGGAACAGUGCGACGUAAGUCCUGUAGACUCUGGUGUAUGUAUAUGAGCUGAAAUCAGAUACGAAAUAUAAGGAUAUAGCAACGUCUAUACAGAGUUGUAUCUAUAACACGGUCGUUUUCGACAAUGAGUCGCCGAGCGAGUUUGCUCGCAAAACAAAUCCCGGAAGAAAAGAAACCAAAGGGUGUACGCUUUCCAGACGAGCUUGUCUUUCUUGACAACAUAAAAGAGAAUGACGUGCAUGCCCUUGGGUCCAUGCUAAGGAGAGCAAGUCUACAAGUGGAUAUCAGUGCAAUUAACGUCGCAGGUUUGACGCCGCUGCACCAGGCGGUUCUGGAUGGGAACGAGGCGGCCGUUCGACUGCUCGUGGCCCACGGAGCGACGGUCAACAAACAGGACGAGGAUUCUUGGACGCCGUUGCACGCCGCAUGCGCAGAGGGACACGCGGACAUAGCCAAGUUUCUACUCGAAAGUGGGGCUGAUAGGAACAUCUUGACAGACGAAGGCGAACGACCCUUGGAUCUCGUGGAACCGUCUGACCUCCCAACCAUCCGGGUCAUGCUAAGUGAUGUGAAACCAAACACUGAUAACCAAUCGGACGAUGAUUUCGAUGAUGACGUCACUCAUAAUGAUGUGAAUGGAUGACAUAGUGAUGUGCUCAAUUUUGCAAGUUUUGGUGCUAUUGUAAAUAACUAAUCAACUUGUGAAAAAUC